UCCGUGACGCACUUCCUUCCGGUGGUAGGUCACGAGAUAUUCGUGGAGUCGGAACCAAGAGCAGUCCGUUCAUCCGUCUAACGGCCGUCAGCACCGGGCCCUAGGCUUUCACAUUUCUGUAAAGAUGUCUUUGUAUCCGUCCUUAGAAGACCUGAAAGUGGACAAGGUGAUCCAGGCUCAAGCUUCAUAUGCAGCGGAUUCUGGAACUCCUGCAAUUCUGCCUGAAACCGUCGCCUCUGUGCCAUCAGAUGGCCUUUAUCCCCGUCUGUACCCUGAACUGUCUGACUAUAUGGGACUCAGUCUGAAUGAAGAAGAAAUACAAAGGAAUAUGGCUGCAGUUGCAGUACCACAGCAGACUGUUGCUAGACCAUCCAGUAUAAAUUACAUGGUGGCACCAGUAACUGGAACCGAUUUGGGUCUUCGAAGAGCUGAAAUCAAACAGGGGAUCCGGGAAUUAAUCCUUUGCAAGGAUCAGGAUGGAAAGAUUGGCAUUCGUCUUAAAUCUAUUGACAAUGGUGUCUUUGUCCAACUUGUACAAGCAAACUCCCCUGCUUCCCUCGCUGGGUUAAGAUUUGGUGACCAGGUCCUGCAGAUAAAUGGUGAGAAUUGUGCAGGGUGGAGCAGUGACAAGAGCCACAAAGUACUGAAACAAGCUUCUGAUCAAAAGAUUAGUAUCAUUGUUCGUGACAGGCCUUUUGAACGCACAAUCACGAUGCACAAAGACAGCACAGGACAUGUUGGCUUCAUUUUCAAAAAUGGGAAAAUCACUUCAAUUGUAAAAGACAGUUCAGCAGCUCGAAAUGGACUCCUAACAGAACACAAUAUCUGUGAGAUUAAUGGGCAGAAUAUCAUUGGACUGAAGGAUACACAGAUUGCAGACAUUUUGGCCACAGCAGGGAAUACAAUAACCAUUACGAUCAUGCCUUCCUACAUUCAUGACCAUAUGAUGAAAAGGAUGGCUUCAAGCAUUGUUAAGAGUCUCAUGGAUCAUGGUGUUCCGGAAGUGUAAAGUGAGCUCGUAUGAAUGCUGUGAUUUACAGUGAUUCAAUCUAUUAGCCUUUUAGAUGGCCUUAGUCUAGUAAAAACAGCAGCUUGGAUACUACCUGGCUUGCAUGUCAAAGGAGUUCUAAUAUGGUUAUUAACUGUUGCUGCCAGCUGCAUACUCUUCUUGUACAAAUUAUGGGCCGUUUUACUCAGCACUCUGUUUACAAAGCAAAGAAAUGGCACAUUAGCAUUUUAUUCCUGAUCAUUCCACCUGUACACUUCUUCCAUAUCAGUUAAUUUACAGUGUGAAAUUGUGAUGACAGUAUUGAACAGUUAAUUCCAGAAAACUUGUGAAUCUUGAUUUGUCUUCUAGCUGGUAACUGUCUUGACUGUUAUGUCAUGUAGUUUUAUUCAAUAAGUUCUGCUUCUGAUUAUGUUUAUACUGUAUAGUGGUCUCUUGCACAUCACUCCUUAUUUACAUUAAAAUGUCUUAAAGACAUUGAAUGCUGUUUAUGACAAAUAAAAUCGUGAACAUUUUACUUGUUUUUCAAAGUUCUGUUUUACUUCUACUCCCUGAUGUCACUCAUUUUUCUGUCACCGUUUUGCCAUUUGGCCAUCCAAUGAUAGGAUUAAUGACCUCACAGUCAAGGUACACCUAAGGAGUGAUCAGAAUGAGUGAAUUUUAUAUCUGGUUUGAAGGGGAGAAAAUGGUGUCUAAUAUUUUAAACCUAAACAAUGGCAGCAAACUGCAGUGGCAUUCAGCUAGGUGCUCAGUCGGUAGGUGCUCAGUUGGUAGCUGCAGACAUUUAAGGGGAUACAAAAAUCAUUCCAGUAAAACUGUACAUCAGGACAUCAACUUAGCAAAAUUACAAUGGAAAUGGUACUAAGCAAAUUAACAGACUGCAGGCUGAUGUUUCCUGACCUAAAUAGACUUCAUCCCAGGGUCUUGUGGUUGCUAAUGAGAUAGCAGGUGCAUGAGUGUUAAUUUUCAAAGUUCCUUAGAUUUAAGGAAGGUUCUAUCAGGCUGGGAAGUACUAAGUACAACCCCUGUCAGAAAGGAGAAAACUAGAAAAAAAAGUGAGCUGGAUUGUAUGUUAUAGGAAAGCUGUUAUAAUUUCUUUAAUCAAUUUUAGCUGUGCAGUUAAAUUUCUAAUCCGAGAAUGCAUGGUUUUGUCAAAACCUGUUUAACUAACUUAGUGAAGUUUUUCAAAGGAGUAUCAUGUGCUAUGAACAAAAGGGAACCUGUGGGGAACACUAGGAUUUCUAGAAGAUAAAAGCUCCUGCUGUAGGAGAAAGCAUUAUUAGCAUAGAUUGGCUGGCAGGUAAUACCAUGCAUAUUUUUAGCAAUAUAUUGUGGUCUAACUUACAAUUAACGUCAAUUACUUAUUGAGGGCAAUGAAGGCAUGUUUGUUAAAUUUGUAUGUGACACUGAAAUAGAAAAAGCAGCUGUGAGGAUGACAUCAGGAAGUUGCCGGCAGGUAUCAACAGCAAGUCGAGAAUGUGGUGUUGGAAAAGCAGGGCAAGAGAACAGACAUUUCAGACCCUGAUGAAGGGCUUAUACCCAAAACACGAUUCUCCUGCCCCUCGGAUGCUGUCUGACCUGCUGUACUUUUCCAGCACCACAAUCUUGACUCUGAUCUCCAGUAUCUGCAGUCCUCACUCUCACAUUGACAGGAAGAGUAAGAAAGCAUUAUUACUUAAGAGUGACUGCAGAAUUCUGAAGGUGUAGAGAUUUAGGUGCAUGAGUUACAAGAUGUUGUUAGGCAAGUGCAGCAUAACACACAUGGAUGCUCGCCUUUUUAUUUUAGCAGUAAUUGCACAAAGUAAGGAUGUUAUGCUUAAGUUAUGAAGCUUAAGGCCAUCUCAAAUACAGUGUGCAUGUGAUACGCUGUAAUGGCUUCCUGCACAGCACACAGCCUGGUGUGGCCACAGCCCCAUGAGCCUUGAUGAAGCCUGGUGUGGACUGGAGGCUAGGUGCCAAUGUGGUCUGGGUUGGAAGACCAUCGUUCUGAUCAUCUUUUUCUGCAACUCUGGACAUUUUAUUUCUCUCUUUUCUAAAAGUUGCAACAGAAGAAGCUGUACCGAGGUAGUUGUGUACCCAUGAUGGUGCUGUAAGUGGUGACUUAAAACCUCUUACUCUACUCAAUUUGAGUACAUGUGGGAAUGAGGCUAAUUCUAUUUCAGGAAAGAUGUAAAUAUGUUGGAAGCUGUUCACAAGAGGUUUACUUGUAUAGGAACAAGAGUAGACUAUUCACCCCUUUAGCCUGUUUCACCAGUCAAAUGAGAUCACUCUCGAUCUGUUGCCUAACUCCAUAUACAGUACCUGCCUUUGGCCCAUAUCACUUUUACUUUUAGCUUAAAGUUUUAAAUUUGAAAUAGAUAAAUUUAACUGAUCUAGCAUCUACUGCUGUGUGGAAGUGCUGAAAAUGUGUUGCUGGUCAAAGCACAGCAGGCCAGGCAGCAUCUCAGGAAUAGAGAAUUCGACGUUUCGAGCAUAAGCCCUUCAUCAUCCUAACAUCAUCAGAAUGGACAUAAUUCUCAGUCUGUACCUCGUCCUAGAGUCCCUAACCAGUGGGGUUUAUCUUUAUCUACCCUGUCUUUUUCUGUUCAUAUUCCUGAAGAUUUCAAUCACUUCAUUCCUAAACCUUCUAAAUUCUAGAGAAAGCUGGAGUAAAAUGUAUAAUCUCUCCUCACAUGAAUUUCAGGAAUUAAGUUUAUUAUUCUUGUCAACCGACUCUGGCUUUCCAAGAUCAAAUAUUUCUUUCCCAAGGGAGAGUGCUGAGAUCUGGACUCUGCUCCAAUUGGGGUCUAACCAGGGUUUUAUAUAACUGCAGCAUAACUUCUGUAAUUUUAUAUCCAUUCCAUUAAUUUGCUUUAUUAGUUCCUUUUAAAAAAAAAACCCUCAUAUGUCUGGCCAUCCACUGUCUAACUUCAUACCAUCAAGAAAGCAUUGAUUUUUUUUUGUUCUAAAAUGAUUAGCACUGCUGCCUCACAGCGCCCGAGACCCGGGUUCAAUUCCCGACUCAGGCGACUGUGUGGAGUUUGCACGUUCUCCCCGUGUCUGCGUGGGUUUCCUCCGGGUGCUCCAGUUUCCUCCCACAGUCCAAAGAUGUGCGGGUCAGGUGAAUUGGCCACGCUAAAUUGCCCGUAGUGUUAGGUAAGGGGUAAAUGUAGGGGUAUGGGUGGGUUGCGCUUCGGCGGGUCGGUGUGGACUUGUUGGGCCGAAGGGCCUGUUUCUACACUGUAAGUAAUCUAAUCUAAUCUAAAGUAUGAUGUCCUCACAUUUACAUUGAAUUCCAUCUGCCACAGUUUUGCCCACUUAAUAGAUUAUCACGUUGUAACUCAGCUCCACAAUCUACAAUGUAUCAUCAGCCAAUGUGGAUAUAUGACUUUCUAUGCUGUUGCUCAAGUUGUUAAUUAUGGGAAAAAGAUCUGCUACCCUGCCUACCCACAGCAUGGUCACAUAAAGACAACAGAAACUGGCCUCUAAAACACACAAACCAAGUGUGCCAACACAUAGAAUGCACCCACCAUGCCCCAGCCUUGGCAAAACAGGUGAACAAAGAAGCCAGACAUGGUCAAGCUAUUCAAAGUCUAGAGAAUACAUUUCCCAAGCAACCUUCAUGGUAAUCUCCCAGCCCUGAUUAGCACUGCAGUCCCAAAAGCCUGAGGGGAGGCUCAUUUCCCAUUGAAACUGAAACUGAUCCCUCAUAAAUAGGUAGACUCAGACACCCUGGAAGACUUCGCUUGUAGGAGGAACACUGUGGACACACCCGAAUAGCAGAAGUGACAUUUAUGCACAUGCGUGUGGAUGGAAAAUACAAUGAAGAAUCCUCUAGAAGACAUUCUCAUCUCAGAGAUGGCUGGAAUCUCCUGUAUCAAUUACAAAUGUAUUGCUACUGCUGGGCACUUGAUUAACUUCCAUUCAUUUAUUCUUAUCUUAAUUGCUUUACAAUUUUCACCAUUGUACUGUAACUGGUUUGCAAUAUCACCUUUAUGUUGUACCCUUGCCGUUCUGGGAAGAGCAUUCUGGCCAUCUGUACAGAGAAGCCAUUCUGUGGCAGCUUAGUCUUCCGCGAUAUCACUUUGUUUAAUAAACCACUUGUCAAUUUCACCACGA
Messenger RNA from Hemiscyllium ocellatum (epaulette shark), 5104 nucleotides. Its product is annotated as syntenin-1-like. Gene Ontology annotation, biological process: positive regulation of transforming growth factor beta receptor signaling pathway. The transcript is spliced from 9 exons. The record is from RefSeq and is a predicted model, not a curated record. Gene Ontology annotation, molecular function: syndecan binding. Gene Ontology annotation, cellular component: plasma membrane; cytoplasm. NCBI's taxonomy places the organism in Eukaryota, Metazoa, Chordata, Chondrichthyes, Orectolobiformes, Hemiscylliidae. The coding region runs from base 125 to 1009 and encodes 294 amino acids.